UAGUCUUACUCCUGCCUUGUAAAGGUAGGUAAGUUGGUUUGCAAUAGACCCUCGGCUCAAGUAAAGCUUCAUGUUUAUGAAAUUCCAGAUCCCUAUUCACCACUAAGUCAUGUUCCUCACAUUCUUUAGUGUCAUAAAGUUGGCAAAAGAAAAAGGUCAUUGCCACAUUUAGCCUUCCAAUACAUCACAUUCAAUAUAUAAUAUCACCAUUACUACCACACCACUCCUCCUAAUGCAGCCUAAUGUUUCAACUAAUGGCCACUGGAUGACCAAGAUUGUGGUAUGCAAGUCAUUAGCACUAUGACCUAUGUUGAUAGAUAUAGUUCCAAUCAUUUUAGGCUUACAAUAUACUAAGCAAUUUGGGUUAAAAGAAUGUCAACCUAUCCUACAAGUUAAUUUUCCCAUAUGUAGUUUCAUUUAACUUUCUCUGCUCCAAAAUCAAUCUUUACUCAUUAGUUAUUAUAACUAAAUAGAGAAAGUUCUUACUUAGAUGAGUUUUUUGGUGUGAAUACAAAGUAACCUUAUAUAUAUAAAAAACUAAAUAGAGAAAGUUCUCUUAUAAUUAAAUAGAUUUAAAAAAUUUAACAAUAAGUCUAUGAGUGGACUGAGGUUACUACUCCCCACCCAUCCUUUGACACUAUUAUUUUUUUUUAUAUAAGAAAGACCAUAGGAGAAUUUGUGUGAAGUUUCUCUCUUUUUUUUUCCUUUUUUAAAAGAGUGGCAAAAAUGACCUUUUUUUGUUUGUUGAAGGUCUAAAUAAGUCCUUUGUAUAUAUCCAUAAAUAUUCUUUAUCCUCUAUCAUCCUUAAAUAUUUAAUAAAUUAGACUGUUCGAUUUAAUCAAAAUUAUUAUAUACUAAAAGAAGUCACAUGGACUCCAAAAAAUAGCAUCUUCAUAUUCGAGUUUUAGUUAAAUCGAACAAUUAAAAUUUAUUGAAUGUUUGACGAUAACAAUACAUGACCAAAAUAUCCUAAAGAAGAAAUUGAAAUGACUCUUCUAGACCUAGCCCAAACAUAAAAGACCUUUUUUUUUUUUCCUUUUUGUGGAAUUUUGUCAAUCAUUUGUAAUGUCAAACUUUUGGCUUUUGCAUAAGUGAAAGUCAAGUAGAUAUCUUUGCCAUGAUCUCUCCAACUUUCCUAAGUUUUAGUAGUAGAAAAAGUCAAGUCAAAGUAUAAAGCUGCCUCCUAGAAGUUAGGUGGCUGUGGAAGAUUUUCUUGUUUGACUUCUUCUUUGUCGUCUUAGCUCUUAUUCACCAACACUCAUAAAUACUAAUACCCCUUUAAUUCAAAGUUUAUUUAAACAAUUGUUUUUCACAUUUUCUCAAAUACCCUCUUCAAAUCUUGAUUUUCUUGUUCACCAUUUCCAUAUUGGCCAAUAAAAAUCUCAACUUUCUAUGUUUUUUUCACAAUUUUGAGGUUUUAUAAGAAACCCCAUCUCAUUCUUGAUUCAAAUUUUGUUGAAUUCCCCUUCAUUUAAGUAAAAAUCUCAACUUUCUAUGUUUUUUCACAAUUUUGAGGUUUUAUAAGAAACCCCAUCUCAUUCUUGACUCAAAUUUUGUUGAAUUCCCCUUCAUUUAAGUAAAAAUCUCAACUUUCUAUGUUUUUUUCACAAUUUUGAGGUUUUAUAAGAAACCCCAUCUCAUUCUUGACUCAAAUUUUGUUGAAUUCCCCUUCAUUUAAGUAAAAAUCUCAACUUUCUAUGUUUUUUUCACAAUUUUGAGGUUUUAUAAGAAACCCCAUCUCAUUCUUGAUCCAAAUUUUGUUGAAUUUCCCUUUCUAUAAGUAAAAAUCUCAGCUUUUCUAUGUUUUUUUUCACAAUUUUGAGGUUUAUUAAGAAAUCCCAUCUCAUUCUUGUUUUAAAUUUGUUGAAUUUCCCCUUUAUUUAAGUAAAGAUUUCAACUUUGUCCUAGAGAAAUGGAUAAAUUAGAUGAGUCAGGUGUAUCAGCUCUUUUAGGGAAGUUUAUGGUGGGGUUAAUUAUAUUUAUGUUUUUAGUGGUGUUUUUUAUAUUUUUAUUUCAUGUUUAUACUAAAUGGUUCUUGAAUCGCCGGCGGUAUGUAGAUACCGCCAGCGAUUCUGAUGGCAGUGGGACUAGAAGAAAAGUGAGUGCUAAAGGACUUGACCCUUUAAUUCUUGAAACAAUACCUAUAGUUGGAUUUGAUGUUAAUGAAUUCAAAGAUGGGACAUUGGAAUGUACUAUUUGUCUGUGUGAGUUUUCUGAAGGUGAAAAGAUGAGAUAUUUACCAAAAUGUAAUCAUGGAUUUCAUGUUGAUUGUAUUGAUAUGUGGUUUCAUUCUCAUUCCACUUGUCCUCUUUGUCGUAACGCGAUUUCAACGACUGAGGAAUCAUCAUUGGAGAUAGAGGAAGAGGGUUCGGCUUUGGUUUUGGCUUCAGUUGAAACUGAGUUGCCUAUUUUUCCAACCAAUGUGUUGUUCUGGGGAAAUGAGACUCAAGUUAGCACCCUGUGUAAUCCUUGUUUAGACUCAACAGCUUCCACGAGUAAUCGAUCACAUGGAAUGUUGGUGAUCGAUAUUCCAAGGGAGAUUAAUGAAGAAGAAGAAUCGAAAUAUGUAAUGCCUGAAAGAUUAAGACGUUUGAUGAGGCUUUUGAGCGGGGAUAGAAGGGUAUUCAAUCCUUCUAGUUCGCGAAAUGUAGAUAUAGAACAAGGGAGUAGAAGCCCAAGUUAGUAUAGACUCAGAGGCUGAUCCAGGAUUCGAAAUUCUUAACAGAACACAAGUAGUGGAUAUAUUGUACAUGUAUAAGCACAUUGUAAUAGGCUUCUCAAGAGGGACCAACUCCAAGUGUAGCCUUAUGUCCCUCCAUGGAAGUAUCUUGAUUCUUGACUUACAUAUCUAUAAUUACUAAAGAGAAUUACAUACUUCUAUGGCCCAAAUAUUUUUGAAUCAGUGUCUCCGUAGACAUGACAAUAUGUAUUGAUUUGAUAUAAACACUCUAUGCUAGUAAAUUUGUUACAA
Messenger RNA from Solanum pennellii, 2971 nucleotides. RefSeq names its product RING-H2 finger protein ATL3-like. The record is from RefSeq and is a predicted model, not a curated record. The coding region runs from base 1913 to 2683 and encodes 256 amino acids. The transcript is spliced from 2 exons. NCBI's taxonomy places the organism in Eukaryota, Viridiplantae, Streptophyta, Magnoliopsida, Solanales, Solanaceae.